Ceutorhynchus assimilis (cabbage seed weevil) is the source of this 2190-nucleotide messenger RNA. Lineage: Eukaryota; Metazoa; Arthropoda; Insecta; Coleoptera; Curculionidae. The record is from the annotation of a GenBank genome assembly.
AUGGCGGGGGGCAAUAAUCAUAAAGAGGGUAAACCACCCCCUGAUAAAAAUAAUAUUAAAGUAGUCGAUCUCACAUACAAUGAUAUGAUGAUAAAUGAAGAUGAGUCCAUAGAAAAUAAUAUUAAUUCUCAAACUCAACAUGAUAAACAGAUUUCAGAUAGAUUAAAUAGAAUUGAUUUGAAAAAUAGAUAUAAAACAAAUAGUAACGGUCCAUUUUCAGUUUUUGUGGAGCAUAAAUAUUUAAAUUUUGGUAGAUUGCAUCCUCUCAAAAUUGGUGAAAAAUUAUUCAAUCUGAAUGGCGAUGAAAAUGAUAUUGAUUUCUUGCACACAGUUGGUCGAAAUAGGGUCCAGGUUAUGUGUAAAUCCGCUAUAGGUGCCAACAAAAUAGUUGAAAAUCAGGUAUUUGAAAGUAACAAUCUUAUUGCAUAUAUUCCCUCUCAUCUUACUCAAAAAAAAGGCCUUAUCCGUAAUGUUGAUACAUCUUUCUCAGAGGAAGAAAUUUUGAAAAUUUUGAAGUCGUCAGUUCCAAUUAAGGCAGUGCAGAGGAGAUUUAAAUUUGUUCUCGAUAAGGAUGGCAAUAAAGUAAAAGUUCCUAGACAGCAGAUUAUUGUAACUUUCGAUAAUUUAGUCCUGCCACAAUUUGUUUAUAUGUACCGAUUGAGAUACGAAGUUGAUACUUGGUACUCCCCGGUCACUCAAUGUUAUAAUUGUUUAAAUUUUGGUCACACUGCUUCCCAGUGUAAAAGCAAAAAACGAUGCAAAACCUGUUCUAAAAUAUUAAAUGACGAGGGACUGUGUACUGAUUGUGAGACUUUUUGUGUUCAUUGUAAAGAUAAUUCUCAUAUUUCUACUAGUAAAAAAUGUCCUAAAUAUAACAAUCAGGUUAAAAUUAAGCAGGCGAUGGCAAAUCUUAAUGUAUCCUUUAAAGAAGCCGAAAAAAUUGUAGAUAACCCAUCUUAUGCAAGCCUCGUUUCGAAAAAUAAAUUUGCUCCAUUGUCUUCAAAAACCGAUUUUCCUGAAUUACCACCGAACUAUAGAAAUCAAUCUAAUCCCCCAAAUUCAAAAACGACAUUUGUAGCUCAUCUACAUUCCAGCAAGUCUACUCCCUCUUCCAGUGUAUAUGAAAAUUAUAAAAAACGGAAAGUCAGUGAUAGAAGUCCUUCUUUUGAACCCGUUAGCAGAGAAUUUGAUUGGUCCUAUACAGGUGCACCUUGGAUUGAGUCUCAUCAGAUAAACACUAAAAAUACUUUUGAAGGUCUAAAGGAUAAAAUAAUUGAAGAUUUAACUUGUCAAAUAAAUAAUUCAAUCAGGGGUGUGAAAUCUCCUGAUAAGAAAAUACUGAACGCUGCUAGAUCUAUAAGAAAAAAGUAUUUGGCUUUAAAGCUGGAGAGAAAAGAGGAAGAUGAGGCACUUGAUAGGAUAAUACACCCUAUAACUGAACCUCUAAGAGAGUUUGUUGAGAAAACGGUUGGCAGAAAAGUCCAAGUUAAACAUGAAAAAGUUAAGCUCGAAGCUCCUAAAACGUAUUUUGAAUCUGAACCGAAACUUCCUAGAAAUGUAGAGUUGCAACCAGCAGAGAUUAUUGCUCAAACGAGUGAGAAUUUAAAAAGUGAUGAUGAUGAUGAUGAUGAUGAUGAUGGCGCUGAGGAUGUCUUUUAUGAACCCUUACAACAUUUGAAAGAAGAUCUGCAGAAAUCAAUUCACGAUAGAUCAGGAGCGUAUGAAGAAUUUUUAGAUCAGUAUCCCAAAGUAGCACAAGAGUAUGUAGAUAGAUACUAUAAACAAUCAGAUGAAAUAGACCAUUCUUAUGGCUUGAAACAUGAUAUGAAAACCGAUGAUUGGUCUAUGGGAUCUCAAAAAGUCAACUUUCUCCCGAAUGGAGAUAUUAAAGUCGGGGGUGUAUCUUAUAAAGGAACGCAGGGCUUAUAUGAUCUUUUAUUUCUGAAAAAGCCGAUCUAUCAGACGGAGGAUGAUAAGUUGCAGUUUACGGAUAUUCUAAACAGGACCAAUGUUCAUCGAAGAGAUUUUGAUCCAUCCAAACAGGUUAAAGGGUCCACAUCUUCAAAAUAUAAACAAUUUGUUAAACCUUUGGUCUCAACAUCAUCUGAAGCAAAAAGGCUUAAAUCAAAUCAUACAUCUAGAUACUGUAUCGUUCGACGUCAUAUAGACGUCUACAUGUCCGCCAGAUAA